Meloidogyne enterolobii is the source of this 273-nucleotide messenger RNA. NCBI's taxonomy places the organism in Eukaryota, Metazoa, Nematoda, Chromadorea, Rhabditida, Meloidogynidae. The record is from the annotation of a GenBank genome assembly.
AUGAAAAUAAUUUUUUUCAAUAAAAAUAUUCUCCGCCUCCUUUUUGUCUUGCUAUUUUCUUUGAAUAAUAAUUUAUGUAUAUCUUAUUUUUUUAUUAGGCAAUUUGUUUACUUAAGAAAAGCAUUUUUUAUGGGUAAGAUAAAUGAUUGCCAUGUAGAAGAAAAUAAUAACAUCGAUUCAAACAAGAGGGCGACGGCAUAUAAAAAAUGGCAUACAUAUCUCUCAUAUAAUAACACGAUUUUGCUUGAGAUAUCAUCUCAGUCCGGUCUCUAG